Molecule: messenger RNA, 505 nt
Organism: Aspergillus novofumigatus IBT 16806
Lineage: Eukaryota; Fungi; Ascomycota; Eurotiomycetes; Eurotiales; Aspergillaceae
Exons: 2
Coding region: 65-379 (104 amino acids)
Biological process (GO): vesicle-mediated transport
Cellular component (GO): intracellular membrane-bounded organelle; Mon1-Ccz1 complex
Source: RefSeq, a predicted model, not a curated record
CGACAUAGUCGUGCUCAAGUGUGCCACAUCUCAGUGAUGAGCAGUGGCAUGAUCUGAACAUGCGAUGCCAGAUAGCGACUUGACUUCAGUGGUUCCCGCGCAGCUCUCAUUCCUUGCGAUAUACAGCCCCCUCCUCGGACCGACAGACGAAAGUAUCGGCGACCAGGUUGUUUUUUACACCUCCAGAACAGAGCGAUCACGACGAAAUGAACGAUCGGCUGUCGGUAACGAUGAUGCAAAGCUUACUGAGGGACAAAAUGAGAGGCUGCGCCAGAUAGGACUGGCGCAGGGAAUGGUCAGCUUCGCCAGGUUCGAAUCACAACGUUUGCAGAGGCUGAAUAAAGCUGAGAUGGUACUCCAGGAAUUUUUCCCAGGGUAAAUCGGUCGAUUAUGUGGAGACAGAAAAAUCGACCGUCAUACUACAUGAGUUGGAGGAAAAUUGGUGGAUACUAGCAUCGAUAGAUCUCACUAGGCUUCCCAAUGAUUCAGCAAGUGGCGCUGCCUC